AUGUUGCGCCUCGGUUUCGUCUUGAUUGCGGUCCAAGCUGCCCUGGGACUCGGAGUUGGGGCACAAAUAGUUGGAAACCUGACGCUUUUGUCGUAUAACGUUGCGGGACUCCCAGAACUUCUAUCCUCCGGAAACCCAGCUGUCAACACACCGUUAAUUUCCCCGCGUCUGAAGUCAUAUAACAUCAUCAACGUACAGGAAGACUUCAACUACCACGCGGCACUGUAUGCUUCUGACAACCACGCGUUCCGCACCCCGACCUCCGGAGGCGCGGGUAUUGGGUCGGGGCUGAACACCCUCUCCGACUUCCCGUACAUUGACUUCGAGCGCGUCAAGUGGUCAGACUGCAACCUUAGCGGCGGGGACUGUAUCACCCCAAAGGGAUUCACAUUUGCGCGUGUACGUGUAGCGGACGGCGCGUGGAUUGACGUGUACAACAUGCACACCGACGCGGGGUCCGAGAGCGGUGACAUUGCAGCGCGCGCGAAGAACUUUGCGCAGGUAACAGCGUAUAUUGCGACAUGGUCGGCGGGCAUGCCUGUGGUCGUCAUGGGUGACACGAACGCGCGGUAUACGCGCCCGGGCGACGGCGAGACGCUCCGCUCCUUUUUGGCCAGCACCGGUGCGGUAGAUCUCUGGGUCUCGAAGGUCCGCGGCGGAAACCCACCUGCUGUUGGAACAGACGCGCUAGUAUGUCCAUUCCCGUUUGCGGUGGGCACGAAGCAGGAGGUUUUGGACGCGUGCGAGACGGUGGAUAAGAUUUUUGUGAGGCCGAGUGCAGCACUGACUUUCCCGGCGGCGACGUUUGCAAAUGCGCACGACGUCUUUGUCGAUGGAAAGGGUGCGCCGUUGAGCGACCAUUAUCCCAUGUCGGGCACAGUAGCAUGGAAGCUCUCGUCUUCUAUCCGUCUGGGCGAUACGAUUGGUGGUCCACACGGCACGGCGUUCAACGAUAUCCCAUCGCUACUGAGCGGCGCCAUCCCUAAGCUCACGUCCAUCACUAUCCGUGGGGCGAACAGAGUCGACGGGCUCGCUUACAGCGUGAAGUAUCCCUCUGGAUCUAGCUCAACCGCGUCGCAUGGUGGUACUGGUGGCACUGCCAACACUCUGUCGCUCCCCUCAGGGGAGCGAGUAGUGAAAGUGAAAGCAUGCAGCGGAAAGUAUAAUAACACCACCAGGAUUUUCUACCUCGAGUUGACGACGAACACGGGCCGGACGAUCUCAGCGGGCAAGACGACGAGUGAUUGUUUGACGACGACUGUGCCGGUCGAUGCAGGAUCGCCAGGGUCUUGGGGGCUCGUUGCGUUCUGGGGUAGAGAUGGAAAUGAGGUGGACCGGAUCGCGCCUAUCUGGGGAGCCGCAUACUGA
Messenger RNA from Psilocybe cubensis, 1368 nucleotides. RefSeq lists its product as uncharacterized. The transcript is spliced from 2 exons. The coding region runs from base 1 to 1368 and encodes 455 amino acids. Gene Ontology annotation, molecular function: sphingomyelin phosphodiesterase activity. Gene Ontology annotation, cellular component: cytoplasm. Lineage: Eukaryota; Fungi; Basidiomycota; Agaricomycetes; Agaricales; Agrocybaceae. The record is from RefSeq and is a predicted model, not a curated record.